This is a messenger RNA of Erigeron canadensis, 832 nucleotides long. RefSeq lists its product as uncharacterized. Lineage: Eukaryota; Viridiplantae; Streptophyta; Magnoliopsida; Asterales; Asteraceae. The record is from RefSeq and is a predicted model, not a curated record. The transcript has 5 exons. The coding region runs from base 91 to 561 and encodes 156 amino acids.
AAAAAUACUCGUACAAUAAUAAAGUAUAUUAAUAUAGCUUUUUAACCUCAUUUUACCAAUUCAAUCAAUCAGUCAAUCAAAUCUGAUCUGAUGGAGCUCACCUUGUUCCUAGGAAGGCUUCUUUUUGCUUCUCUCUUCAUAUUAUCUGCUCAUCAAAUGUAUAACGAAUUUGGAACUGAUGGAGGGCCCGCUGUUAAGAUUCUUGAACCAAAACUCAAUGUCUUCACUAAAUUGAUUAUCUCUAAAACUGGCAUAGAAGUUCCUGAAAUCGAUGUAAAAAAUGUAGUUAGGGCAGUGAUUGUUCUUAAAGGCUUCGGUGGAGUUUUUUUCGUAUUUGGUACUUAUUUUGGUGCAAUUUGUCUGGUUCUACACCAGCUUAUAUUUACACCUAUAUUGUACGAUUUCUACAACUAUGAUACUGAAGAUAAAGAGUUUGGUCAACUUUUUACUAAAUUUACACAGAAUAUGGCUUUGUUGGGAGCAUUGUUAUAUUUCAUAGGGAUGAAACACUCAAUAUCACUGCGCCAAUCACGGAAGGUUUCCAAGACGAAGACAAGCUAGUUGUGAUCUCCGUUGAUCACUGUCAAAGUGCUCAGCUUAGAUGACAUCCUACCUGUAAGAUACUUAGUUAAACAGUGGGCUGAAUCCCUUUAUAAUUGAUUAUCGAAACGAUGAUUGUAUUUUUUUUAUUACUCCAUAUACACUAGGGGACUAGAUGGGGUUCAUUAUUUGUGAUUUAAACUUGUCUACCCUCAAAUGUGGGGGUGAUUCAUAAUUGUAUCAAAUUGAAUGUUCAGUUUUACUGUGUUUAUACUAUUCCAGUAUUCCCUUA